AUGUUUCAGUAUGCAGUCAAGCAGGCAACAAGGGAUCUGUGGGACGAGGCCAAGGUGUACGUGCGCAACCUUCCCUACGACGUUAGCAGCGAGCGCCUCGUGCAGCUCUUCGAGCAGGACGGCGUCAUCGAGGUCACCGUGUCGAUAUGUGGUAUCGGUGACAGAAGGUGCAUCACACGCUUGGGUAUUUUCUUCCGCACGAGUUUUGAGAAUGCCAAAGUGGUCACUGCGGUGGAUUGUAUUAUGUCACUGGUAUGUGAUAAGAAUUGGGAACAUUAUUCUUUUGCCACCCAGGAUUCGGAGCUCCGUGAAAAGCUAUGGGAGGUUCCUGGUGUUCCUGUGAUAUAUGGUCUGAAGAACUCCUUGUUCAUUGAGCAACCAUUCGUUCAGCAAAGUCAGUUUGCUCAGUUGGAUGAGAAGUGCAACUUAUUGAAAAAUCCGAAUUUAAGAAGCUACCCAUGA
Messenger RNA from Triticum turgidum subsp. durum (durum wheat), 462 nucleotides. The record is from the annotation of a GenBank genome assembly. Lineage: Eukaryota; Viridiplantae; Streptophyta; Magnoliopsida; Poales; Poaceae.